Dermatophagoides pteronyssinus (European house dust mite) is the source of this 1380-nucleotide messenger RNA. RefSeq lists its product as uncharacterized. The record is from RefSeq and is a predicted model, not a curated record. NCBI's taxonomy places the organism in Eukaryota, Metazoa, Arthropoda, Arachnida, Sarcoptiformes, Pyroglyphidae.
GAAGCAAGUCUUUUUAAUUCUUCUCUGAUUGGGAAAUGUGGUUGCCAUCAAAUUGGACAUUGCUAUAUGGCAUUUCAAUCAUAUUGAUCAUUCAGAUUGAAACCAUCCAAACGACAAGCAAUUCAACAAAAAGAGAUGAAAUCUGUGAAAGUUUACGCGAUAAUAGUGCAAACAAAUUGAAUAUAUUGACAGUGGGCAAAACAGCCAAACGACUAAUAUUGAUAACAAACGAUUUAUAUGUUUAUGAUAUUCCAAUCGAUUCUUUGCACUCGGCUAUUGAUAAAUUGUAUCUUCAUACUAAGCCAAUACCAAUGAAGCAGAAAUAUCCAGCUCUUUAUCAUGAUGAAAAGUUUAAGGAUAUUAAGAAUGAAAUCUUCACAGCAUUCAUCAUGACUGAUCCGGACAGUGAUUGGAUUUGUCUAGUUACCUCAAUGAGCGCCCAUCAAAAUGGUGUCAACUACGAUAUCGAUAAUUCGCAAGUAAUGCAAGGAGGACACUAUACUGGACAUGAUGAUAUUGUACUAAUUUCAACAAGCGAAUCAUGUCAAUAUUAUUCAUUGAGGUCAGACAAUAGUCUUUUAAUCAAUCGUUGGCAAUGUAUUGAGAGUAGACGUUUACGUCAUACAGUACAUAUUAGUCCCAAAUCUGAUGAUUCAGCCAUAUGUCAUGAUCAAACCAAAACUAAGAUCACCGUAGAGAGGAUAGGGCGGCACGGAAUCAAAUGUCGUUCGGGCAUUCCGGUCCAAUGGCCAAUAUUGAAAGGAUUUGUGACUGAUAACAAAUUCUAUUUAUUUGGUCAUUCAUACAUCUACAUUUUCGAUGAAGCAGUUUACAAUAAUCAAGGUGAAGAAUAUCCAGUGCAAAAAAUUAGUUUCGAUUCUUUCUUCAAUUGUGCGGGUAUUAUUCCACCCAGUAAUGUUAUAAGCAAAUCAUAUUUUUACUGGAUAAUGGGGGCAAUAAUAUUGUUACUGGUGAUAUUAUUGGCAAUAUUGUGGUGUAUAUUUGUGGCUCGUGGUCAUCGAAGAAUGCUGUCAUUUUUAAAUGGAAAAACUGGUCGUUCCGGUUUCGAAGAGGGACGAAGUAAAUUUAAUUUAACAAAAAUAUCGACAAAUAUUGCCACUACAAGAAGUCGUAAAAGUACGGCACAGCAAAUCAUCCAACCUGUUAUGGUUAGCAGUCGUGGAAAUCAUCGAUCAUUAACCGGUGGAUCAGCGCACGUAACGGCACAUACUGGCAUUGAUCAUGAUAACAAUGGUUACGCCAACACCACUAAUCCGAAUCUAUUGAAACGUUCAGCAACACGAAUUCCGAGCAACGGUCGUCGUGAUGGUGAAUCGAAAAUAAAUCUAACCACUUUAAUAAAACAUAUUUCAUAAUUUU